Messenger RNA from Nematostella vectensis (starlet sea anemone), 934 nucleotides. RefSeq lists its product as uncharacterized. Lineage: Eukaryota; Metazoa; Cnidaria; Anthozoa; Actiniaria; Edwardsiidae. The transcript has 3 exons. Bases 303 to 671 code for a protein of 122 amino acids. The record is from RefSeq and is a predicted model, not a curated record.
GACAAAGGAGAUGUCAAAAUGGGAAAUGGACUUUGUGACAUUUCUUUUGUCUUUUGGUCUGUCAAGCAAGAAUUCGCCAGCAAUGCUGGCAGGUGCUGGCGCAGUUUGCACGUGGCUUUAGAGAGCUUAGCAAGUCAACGCGAACCUCUCGAAUCGCUCAGAAACGGCGUUGACGUCCAAUCGCGCAGUACAUGAUACCGUAUGCUGCGCGCGCAUCUCAUUGGUCGUGACGUCAUAACCACUAAUGGCUUCUUCGAACCUGUGAUCAAUAGAAGGCCCAGCUUCCUCUAGAGGCCCCAGCGAUGGAAUACAAGUGUGAUUGCGUCCAACACAGAAAAACCUCGAUGUCGGGAAAAGAGGACGAGAACUCUAACAAGGAAAGGCCGAUUUCAUUCGAGUUCCCAGCUUUCCAAAAUCGUUUGAACGUGGACAUCAAUAAACGCAGAAUCAGGCCACCAAGAAACACCAAGCGUGCAAUACUGUCCCAGCCACACUUUGCCAUGCCCCCUGCGAGCCCCCCCAAAAAGAGUCCUCCGCCCGAGAAAAGCCCCGCUGAGAAGAGGAAAGAAAAGUUAGAAGACCCUGGCAUGUUUAGGCCACCUUGCAACGAACUGGAAAUAGAUAGUAAGGUUGCUUCUCUAAGGAAUAAGUUUGAAAGAAUGAGUUGGUAGAUAUUUUGAAAUGUGCGAUUCCAGAAAGAUCCUCACCGAAUUGUGCUUCUUUGUGCCUGGCUGUUCAUAAUGCCUUUCAAAAAUCCUUCAGUUUCGUAUUUGAUGUUCUCAUUUUCACUUUAUCUUUAAUCUGAUGCUAAUGUUGCAAUGGAGUGGCCAGCUAAAGGCCUGCCUCAAAGACCGUGAGAUCUUUGGCCUUGACUACAGUGUCUGAGGGAUACUUCGGGUAAAAAAUGAAUAUUUGUAAGCGUUUACUCUGCCUA